GCUGGGGGUUGGCAGCGUCCCGAGCCCUUUAUUCUGUCUCCCUCAAAGGUUCAGCGGUCGUGAUUGCAUUCAUAGUCCAUCCCAACGCCAUCCCGUCUUCCAUCUGGGUGUGGUCUCUCCCUUUCUCCAUUACCCUGCAGUUUUCCCUGCACACCGCUAGGUGUUUCUUUAGGCAGUAAAUGGCAACCAAGAAGAAAGAAAUCCAGUUACAGACAGUCGUCAACACUGACAGCCUGUGGGAAGAAAUGCUGACCAACAAGGGCCUGACAGUCAUUGACGUCUAUCAAGCAUGGUGUGGCCCUUGCAAAGCAACCCAGACUUUGUUCCGGAGACUGAGAAACGAGCUUUCGAAUGAUGAGGAGAUUUUACAUUUCGCCGUGGCAGAAGCAGAUAGUCUGGGGCCCCUGCAGUCAUUCAGAGAUAAAUGUGAGCCUGUUUUCCUGUUUAGUCUUAAUGGCAAAAUCGUCUCAAUGGUUAAAGGUGCAAAUGCCCCUCUGUUGAAUUCUAAAGUGCUUCAACUAAUAGAAGACGAGAGGAAAGUUUUAGCAGGGGAAAUGCCCCGGAGAUCGGUAAUUGACAAAGAGCCACUUGACUUCUCCUUGCAGUUCAAUUUUAAAAGCAUUAUUGACCAGCCAAUCAGUCAUUAUCCUCUACUUGUAUGUCCUCCCCCACAGCUUCCUGAAUUAGCAUUGGAGGAUUCAGACGAAGAGGCUGAAUGGAGUGAUGUUCCAGAGGUUCCUGUAGAGGAUGAAUACAACAUAUUGAUAAUAAAACCGAAUGGUGUGGAAGAGGAAAAAGUUGAUACGAUCAAACAACUGAUUACAGGUUUUGGCGCUGAAAUAGUAGCCGAGAUGCAGUUACUCCUAGAUGAUGAGCAAGUUCGGACCUUUUAUUACGAUAAAUCCGAAACGGCUAGUUUUGAAGAUUUUGUCUCAAUUAUGACAAGUAACCUGAGUUAUAUUCUGGGCAUUUCCCUGGGAAACAAGAAUAAAAAGGAAAAGCCAGAAGAGAAACCAGUGGAGAAACCAGUGGAGAAACCAGAAGAGAAUGCAGAAGAGAAUGCAGAAGAGAAUGCAGAAGAGAAUGCAGAAGAGAAUGCAGAAGUGAAUGCAGAAGAAAAUGCAGAAGAGAAUGCAGAAGAGACUGAAGAAGAGAAAAAGGUGGAAGAAGAGAGGCCAAAAAGCAUCCGCGAGCUGUUGGAAAAAUUUGAAAUGUUCAGUUUUUGUGAUCUUCAAGACAAUCUAGAAAAAGCAAGGAAAUAUCUCAUCCAAUUUUUUCCAGACUUUGCUAAAUCAAAAAAUCUUGAGCCAAUCCUUGAAAGGACAAUUGCUGUUAUCAGAACUGAUGUCUUAUCGGACACUGCCGAGGACAUUAUAGACUUGCUGCAGUCAGAAGGCUUUGUCAUAAAAAUGCAAAAAGAAUUGACCUUGACGGAGGAGGAAGUCAAGAUCAUCUACAAGGACCAGCAGUUUAGAGACUUUUUCCCAGAUCUGGUACAACACUUGACCAGUGGUCCACUUAUGGCACUUUGUUUAGAACGAGAAAAUGCUGUGCUCUUUUGGAGAUAUAUAUUGGGCCCAACGGCAGACAGUAUACAAGCCAUCAGUUUGCGGGAGCAACUUGGCCAGGAAAACUGUGACUUCAAUAGACUGCAUGGAAAGGAGUCCCCAGAGGCAGAAACCAAGGAAAUUCGCAGCUUCUUCCCUUUAGAACAUACUGUGGCACUGAUCAAGCCUCACGCCUACCAAGACCUGAGGGGGGACAUCAUAAGAAAGAUUCAAGAGCUUGGUUUCUCAGUGUCCCACAUGAAGGAAAUCCAGUUUACGCCAGACUUGGUUGGGCGUCUUUAUAAGGCCCAUAAAGAAAAAGACUUCUAUGAGGACUUAGUGGCUCACAUGACUGAUGGUCCCUGCAUGGCAAUGAUCAUAAGUAAGGAGAAUGCAAUCAAGGACUGGAGAACAUUCGUUGGUCCAACAGACCCAGAGGUGGCAAAAAAGACUAACCCUGAGUCCAUCCGUGCCCUCUUUGGGAAGGACAUAUUGGACAAUGCAGUACAUGUAUCAUCUACCAGACAACAUGCCCAGGAAACCAUUGACCUGUUAUUUGGAGACAUUGUUUUGGACUUUGAAGAGCCAGAAUAAGAGUUCCCCGCAGAUGUCGCUCCAUUUCAUCUACAGCCAUGAAAUAUAUGGCAUGCCUGCCUCCUGCAACAAUAAAAGCACAGGCCUCUUGGGGGAAAGGAACAGUGAGGGUGACAAAUAAAACAAAACAAGAAGAAAA
Molecule: messenger RNA, 2280 nt
Organism: Monodelphis domestica (gray short-tailed opossum)
Lineage: Eukaryota; Metazoa; Chordata; Mammalia; Didelphimorphia; Didelphidae
Source: RefSeq, a predicted model, not a curated record